AUGACUUUGACAAGCUUCAAACUAGAUGCACUUGAUGCUCUUUGCACCCAAGAGCAGCUAGAUCUUUUGGAUUCCGUGGAUACCCUACGGUCACAAGGAAUCAGCCAUUAUGUCUCGCUCCCACAAAUCAUUGUCUGCGGAGAUCAAUCUUCUGGCAAGAGCUCUGUCCUUGAAGCGAUCUCCGGUGUUUCAUUCCCAGUGAAAAGCAACCUGUGUACAAGGUUUCCCACGGAGCUCGUGCUGCGGAAAAACUCCCAGGUCGGGGUCAGAGUCUCCAUAGUACCUCAUCAGUCUCGGAAUGAAGCAGAAAAACAGUCGCUGGGUAGCUUCUGUGAGCAUCUCGAUGGGUUUGAUGGCCUCGCGACCCUCAUCGAGAACGCCAAAGCGGCCAUGGGCAUCUCUACAUAUGGCAAAGCUUUCUCUAAUGAUUUGCUACGGAUAGAGAUAUCGGGUCCUGAUCGUCCUCACCUGACAAUCGUCGACCUUCCGGGCCUCAUCCACUCAGAAACACGACAGCAAUCGGCUGCUGAUGUGCACUUGGUGCAAAGUGUGGUUCAAUCGUACAUGAGCCAGCCGCGGAGUAUUAUUCUGGCUGUGGUCUCCGCAAAGAACGACUUCGCCAACCAGAUAGUUCUCAGCCUCGCGCGAGACGCAGAUCCUUCGGGGGACCGGACAUUGGGCGUGAUCACUAAGCCCGAUAUCCUGAUAGCUGGAUCCGAGAGUGAGACAUCGUUCAUAUCACUCGCUAGGAACCAAGAUGUGGAGUUCCGUCUGGGAUGGCAUGUGUUGAAAAAUAUGGACUCCGAAAGAGGCCAUUGGAGUCUGUCCGAGCGGGAUGCCCAAGAAUGGAAAUUCUUUUCUGAAGGAAUCUGGGGAGACAUGCCUCGGUCCCUUGUGGGUGUGAACACUUUGCGUACUCGGCUUAGCAAACUGCUUCUCGGGCAAAUUGCAGCCGAAUUGCCUAGCCUCAUUGAGGAGAUCAACACCAUGAGCGAUGCCUGUCGAGCCCAACUGAGUAAGCUGGGACAACCUCGAGCAACAUUGAAUGCACAAAGAUCAUACCUCUUCCAUAUCAGCCAGUUGUUCCAAUCCCUAGUGAAAGCUGCUGUGGAUGGGACAUACAAUGAGCCUUUUUUCGAACCUGCGCAAACCGAAAUUGGGUAUAAAAGAAGAAUUCGCGCGGUGAUCCAGAAUCUGAAUGUGGCUUUCGCCGCAAAUCUCGCGAGAUAUGGUCACUACCGUCAGCUGGACCCUACAGAGGAGAGCAAAGCCAUCGGUGAGCAUCAGAUUCAAAUGUCGCGGGAUGAAUACCUGGGGGAAAUUGGUACACUACUGGAGAGAACGCGUGGUCGUGAAUUACCGGGCACUUUUGAUCCUAUGAUCACCAGAGAUCUGUUCCAGGAUCAGAGCCGGCCGUGGGAGCGUAUAUCCCGCAACCAUGUUAUCGCCGCUUGGGCUGCUGCAAAAGAUUUCCUCCAGCAAGUGGUCAUCCAUGUCGCAGAUGAGACCACUGCGACCGCUUUGUUUGAGAAGGUCAUCGUUCCAGCCCUAGCCCAAUUGAGAAAAUUACUGGAGCAAGGGACCGCAGACCUGCUUGUUCCCCAUCAACAGCGGCAUCCAAUCACAUAUAACCACUACUUUACGGAGACACUUCAAAACGCACGCAAUAGCCGUCAAAAGGAGCAGUUACGCGAGGCGCUCAAGCGUCACUUCAGGGUGGACCAUCUGUCCAGUGCACACACAGUCUAUGAUUCCAUUGACCUCCGUGCGCUUUUUGAUUCACUCGUUUGGAGUACUGUGCCAGAUAUGACGCAAUUCGCAUCAGAGGAAGCGCUAGACUGCAUGCUGGCAUAUUACAAGGUAAAUGCGGCAAAUCAUGGUCUUGUUCCACGCUGA
This is a messenger RNA of Penicillium olsonii, 1896 nucleotides long. Lineage: Eukaryota; Fungi; Ascomycota; Eurotiomycetes; Eurotiales; Aspergillaceae. The record is from the annotation of a GenBank genome assembly.